UUUUUCAGAUUCUUGUAAUCUCCUCCUUCUCUCUCUAUUACAUAUAUAUACACACACUCCCCUACCACAAUGAAACGUUAGGGUUAGAAUUGGGCCGCCGUUUAUUCCUUCCUCCGAAUAGAAAAAACCUUUAGGGUUACGGAUCUGCCAAUUUUUUUAUCCUCUCAACAUAAAGAAUCUUUGCGAUUGCCACCUCUUCUUCUAUGCUAAACUUUUUUGAUAACAUUAGAUAAUAUGAGGAAAGGAUUCUUCAAAGUUUUUGAUCCUGAAACAAGUGCACAACGGAUGAAAAUCCCCACAAGUUUUAUCGAUUACAUGAAUGGAAAGUUAACAAGGAAGGUUUCCCUUAGAGAUGGGUUUGGGAAUAUGUGGCCUAUUGGAGUGACCAAAAUAGGAUGUGAUUUUUAUUUUCAUUAUGGAUGGACGAAAUUUACGAAGGAUAAUACUCUAGAAUUUGGUGACUUUUUAAUAUUUGAUUAUGGUAAAAAUGGAGAAUUUGACUUAAAAUUACUUGCAAUAAAUGGAUGUGAAAAGAAAGGCGAUGGAGGUGAAAAGAAAAGGGAAGAAAGGAAUAUGGAACAUCAAAUCAAAAUAGAACCAAAAAUGAAGAAUUUGUCUAGGGAUAGCAGCAGUGGUUCUUCUUCUGAUGAUAGUGAUGAGGAUUACGUGGAAGAAGAAGUAGAAGAGGAUGAAGAGAAUGAAAUGGAACCACGGUCAAAACAUAUAUACAAGGAAAAGGAAGAAGAAGAUGAGGAGGAAGAAGAUGAAGACGAGAAUGAAAGGGUUGGCACACUUAUGAAUAAGACGCCACGCUCAAAAGCUAGAUGCAAGAGGGCUACUUAUCAUAAGGUAAGUGGUCGUCAUGACCAAUUUGGUAAAGAUAUAUUCAGAAGUGGACGUGCAAUUCAACCAGAAAAUCCAUACUUCAUAGCGAAAGUACGAGUAAAAAGGAAAGAUGAACUGUACGUUCCAGUUGAUGUGGUAAGAGACUACAAACUUGACAUCCCUUCAAGCAUGAUCAUUCGUGAUUCUGCUGGCAGAGAAUUUCAGACAAAACUCAAGAUUUGGGGGGACGGUAGAAUAUGGCUAGUUGGCGGAUGGCGUAGUUUAUGUAAUUGGAAUCUUGUGGAUAAAAAUGACAUAUGUAUAUGUGAAUUUGUGAGAGAAAAAUGCAGUAAAGGUCUUUACUUACAAGUUCAAGUUCUCUAUGAAGGUUCAAGUUCCCAUCCAAACAAGAAAUAUAAGAAAUAGUUUGCUGCUAUUUAAUGUAACAUUUUAAUUUUCUUAGCCUUUAGUGUUGUUGUAUGUUGAAAAUUGUUGAACACAACUAGUUGUUUGUUUACAAAAUCAUGAUGGUUGUUUUACUUAGAAUUAUUGCUUGAUAAAAGAACUGAAGACUAUUUCAAUGUGAUCCUAA
Molecule: messenger RNA, 1417 nt
Organism: Capsicum annuum
Lineage: Eukaryota; Viridiplantae; Streptophyta; Magnoliopsida; Solanales; Solanaceae
Product: B3 domain-containing protein At5g60140
Exons: 4
Coding region: 235-1251 (338 amino acids)
Molecular function (GO): DNA binding
Source: RefSeq, a predicted model, not a curated record